GUGCGAUCUCGAUUCUGUUCCUCCUCCCAGCCCUCGCCUCCCACUCGGACUGUACUGUCUACUCCUACAGCUCUCACACAAUCUGGCCCUGCGUCGAACAAAGCAUGAGCACCGUGAUUGAUGUCUCAGGAAAACUCGGCGAGUACAUGCUCAAAGGCUGGGUAAGUGCACACACACAUGUCUCCUACAAAGAUUGCUCACUUGCAACGGCGCAGGUAUUGACCGACAGGAUAUGUUCAAAGUGCUCCAGGGUUCCCCUCAUGCGCUCGCCUUCCGGUCCUACAGUGCAUUUCUGCGCAAACUGUGACGCAACGCCAUCCCCUCCCGCUGCAUCCUCCAGCCGUUCCGGUCUCGAACUAUCUGGGCGUACACCUCCGACUCGCGCAUACUCCGGACAGCUCGACGAGAAAUCAUCUGUCAGCAGCUUCUCGAGCAUGAUUCCUUCGCGCACCUCAACACCGCCGACGGAAAUCUCGCAAGCACCAAGCUCGCCGACGUUUGCUCCCCCGGCAGACAUGGGAGAGAUUUUGCGAAGGAGACAGCAAUCGGACACUGCAUCUGCAGAAAUCGGAAGACGUAUGCUGAAAGGCUGGGCGAUGUUGGCAGAUGAGUGUCCCAACUCUGACUGCUACGGCAUUCCGCUUGUGCGUCCACCCAAGGCCGGUGGUGAGAAAGACCCCCGAAAGGAAUGUGUGAUUUGCGGUUCGGUGUACGUUGACGAAGACGGAGUUUUUGGGUCCCGUCUAGUACCUUUGCAACCUUUCCCAUCAUCCAGCGUCGGUGCGGAACGUUCUACGGGGUUGCCCCAGCCCCCACUGCUACCAGCACAACCCGACUCUGCUCCCCAGAUGGAGAUGCACCCAUCGACAUCGACAAUUCACUUUGACAAGGGGAAGGCGGUACGGAGACAUGCCACUCUGCCGGUUCGUGGAACUGCAUAUCGUCUAAUUCACAAGCAUUAAUCACUACUGUGUGGUGGCAUACAGCCGCUUUCGUCCAAUCCGGCAAUUCUGAAUCAGCCACCGCCUUCCGUUCUGCCAACCACAAGCUCUUCUCUGGCUGUGCAGGAGUCUGUUCAGUCACUCGAAUUUGCAUUGCAUGCCCUGUCUGAACGCAUGAAACAACUCUCCGGCGGCCC
Fomitopsis serialis is the source of this 1138-nucleotide messenger RNA. RefSeq lists its product as uncharacterized. The transcript is spliced from 3 exons. Bases 105 to 962 code for a protein of 285 amino acids. Lineage: Eukaryota; Fungi; Basidiomycota; Agaricomycetes; Polyporales; Fomitopsidaceae. The record is from RefSeq and is a predicted model, not a curated record.